This is a messenger RNA of Exophiala dermatitidis NIH/UT8656, 1488 nucleotides long. RefSeq names its product retrograde regulation protein 2. Gene Ontology annotation, cellular component: membrane. Gene Ontology annotation, molecular function: transmembrane transporter activity. Gene Ontology annotation, biological process: transmembrane transport. The transcript has 7 exons. The record is from RefSeq and is a predicted model, not a curated record. Bases 1 to 1488 code for a protein of 495 amino acids. Lineage: Eukaryota; Fungi; Ascomycota; Eurotiomycetes; Chaetothyriales; Herpotrichiellaceae.
AUGUCCACCACCGGCAGUACGACAACAGCCACGGCCACGGCCACCACGAAGGAGGUGGUUGCAGAAAAGCAAAAGCCCCAGCACGAGGAACAUUCCUCGGAGCUCGAUAUUGAGGAAGACAUCGACACGGCGAAUCCGGCCUAUGUGAAGCGACUGAAGAGAAAGAUCGAUGUGAGGAUAUGUCUUGUCCUUGGAGUGUUGUAUACGGUUUCAUUGGUGGACCGUGUCAAUCUGCCUAAUGCAGUUGUUGCUGGAAUGAGCACAGAUCUAAAGUUGAAGGGGAAUGCUUAUACCCUUCUUGUCCUUGUGUUCUUUCCAUUCUACAUAUGCUUCCAACCACCAAUGACUGCGAUUGCGCGAAAGCUUCGUCCGGGACGGUUUUUGUCCUUUAUCGUCACCGCGUGGGGACUGGUUAUGGUUGGGCACGGUCUUGUCCACGCCUGGAGACCUAUGCUUGCCCUUAGGAUUUUGCUUGGUAUUCUUGAGGCCGGUUUCUUCUCAUCAUGUGCCUAUUUGCUGUCUACUUGGUACACGCGCGCAGAGGUGGCCAAGCGGAACGCCGCUUUUUAUCUGCUAGGAAGUUUGAUUGCCGGAUUUGGUGGUAUUCUCGCAUAUGGGCUUUCCAAGAUGAAUGGUGUCGGCGGCUAUGCAGGAUGGAGAUGGAUCUUCAUCAUGGAAGGCAUCAUUACUGUGUUCUUUGGCCUGCUGGCAUAUUUCCUGAUCGUUGACUUUCCCGAAGACGCGCACAAGUCGUUUCGCUUUCUCAAAGACGAGGAAAUCAAGACGGUCAUUGAUCGCAUCAACCGAGACCGAAGGGAUGUCCAGGCUCCGCCGUUCCGAUUGGUGCCGUAUCUCAAGAACGCAUUGGACUGGAAAAUCUGGCUUUACGCGGCAAACUUUGGCUUGACUUCGGUCGUAACCUACGCCGCGGCGUAUUUCUUGCCGAUCGUCCUGAGACAAGGGCUGGGAUUUUCAGAGGCGGCUGCCCAAUGUUUGAGUACUCCAUGCUACGUGUUCGCUUCCAUUUUGGGGUUUGGAGAAAGUGUGAUUUCCGAUCGGAUCCAGCUCCGCACGCCAUUUUUGUUGUUCAACUGUGUCAUUGAAGUGAUUGGCGUUGUUGUCCUGGGAUAUGCAAAAGGCAGCGGUGUCCGAUAUUUCGGGGCCUUUUUGAUCAUCGGCGGCGCUCAGUCGAAUAUCCCGUUGAGUCUGACUUACCAAGCAAACAAUAUCCGAGGUGUGUGGCGUCGGGCUUUUUGCUCGGCGACCAUUGUCGGUGCUGGUGGGAUUGGUGGGAUUAUUGGGUCUUUGACUUUUAGGAGUCAGGAUGCUCCGAAUUACAGACCCGGCCUAUACACAUGUAUCACCGCUGCAUGUCUGACUUUCCUGUCUGUCUGCACCACCACCACGUAUUUCUACGUCCAGAACAAGAAGCAGAAGCAGGGAAGGACCGUUAUUGAAGGACUGGAAGGGUUCAGGUACACUUAUUGA